Aspergillus bombycis is the source of this 4104-nucleotide messenger RNA. RefSeq names its product putative C6 transcription factor (War1). The transcript is spliced from 7 exons. NCBI's taxonomy places the organism in Eukaryota, Fungi, Ascomycota, Eurotiomycetes, Eurotiales, Aspergillaceae. Bases 1 to 4104 code for a protein of 1367 amino acids. Gene Ontology annotation, molecular function: DNA-binding transcription factor activity, RNA polymerase II-specific; transcription cis-regulatory region binding; zinc ion binding. Gene Ontology annotation, biological process: regulation of DNA-templated transcription; DNA-templated transcription. The record is from RefSeq and is a predicted model, not a curated record. Gene Ontology annotation, cellular component: nucleus.
AUGACAAGCGAGGCUGGUCCUGCUUUUGACAGACGCUCUGGGAGAAGGCGCUCCACUGUAACUGGCCCGGAUCGGAAAAGAAGAUUAGUCAAUGCGGAGGGAGAUAUUUGGUCGAGACAGUCAGUAUCUGGCAGUGCGACUGAAUCGGGAGGGUGGAUGACAGCACAGAUGAAUAGCAGGUCUAUUCCCAGUGCGGCGUCGUCUAUGCGACCCGAAAGCUCUGCGCCUGGUGCGUCUUACUCCACGCCUAUUGACUUGUCAUUGUCGCCACCAGACCAGCGUCCUCAGCGAUCAAAUAACCGCCGAACCUCCUGGUCACGAACAGGAAAUGAUUAUCUAGAACAUAUACGGCCGCGGUGGCAGCCCGACUCGGAGGUAACAAGUUGUCCGAUCUGUCGAACACCCUUCAGUUUCUGGUACAGGAAACAUCACUGUCGCAAGUGUGGACGGGUGGUGUCGCCGCUCAUUGAUCUAGAAGGAAAUGACUCGGCCCAAUCACCCACAGCCCUUAAUCCGGCUCUUGGGGGUGGCGAGGAGGUGCGCUUAUGCAACCCUUGUGUUCCGGACCCGAACCCAGAACCACCGCGCGGAUAUACAACCAUUCGGGCUCCAGGCGAGCCACAGUCAGGUGUAGAUUAUAUACGGGGUGGUUUUAGUGCACCAGCCAACCAAUCCCGUCAUCGUCCUUACCAUUCCCUAUCAUCACCCACCCGCCAUCCACCGUACGCCUCGAUUCCCGACAAUUUCUCUACUCGUUCAGCACGGAGGACAGUGGGGUCAGGCGACUAUCAUUUGUACGGUGGUUUCGGGGGGUCCUUAGGAUCGCGUUUCCAAGAACGGCCAAUGGAGUACGGUUCUUUAUCAGCUGCGCGAUUCGCCCCAUCUACGAUUGCAUCGGGACGGCCUCUUCCUCUGGCGCCAGGCAGCGCGAUGCUAUCGGCUGGACCGUCGUUCGCUCCAUCUCCAAACCAAGAGAUACGUCUACCUAUCUCUACUCCCCGUCGCCGUGUGGAUGAGCGAGAUCUUUGCCCAAUUUGUGACCAUGUACUUCCGCCUUUGGGCGUGAACGGGAACGAGGAUGAUCGGGAGGCACAUAUUAGACAGUGCAUCGAAAAUCAUGGUUCCCGAGCGCGCUCGCCCUCCAACAGUAGCAGUCCCGUUGCGCAGUCUUCCACACCUGUGCGAAUGCUCGCCUUCACGGCUACCGAGAAGGAUUGUCUUGGGCAUGAUGGCAGUGUGCAGGAAUGCACUAUUUGCAUGGAGGAGUAUGAGGUUGGUCAGCCGUUAAUCCGACUGGAAUGUCUCUGCAAGUUCCACAAAAGGUGCAUUGUUGAAUGGUUCGAGCGAAAGAAGGAGUGUCCGUCCCCGCAACUGAUGGAGAUCGAUCCGCGCCUGCGUCCGGGCAGCGAUAAUAGCCCUCCAGAGGGAGUCGGAACGAACCAUGCUUAUCUUCCGUCAUCUGCCACUCGACAAGCCGAUCCCGCUACCCUAUCUUCCCAUCCGACGAAUGACUAUCCUGACCCUCCCUCCCAGAUGUCACCGAAUGAACAACUGCAUUCUGCGACAUCGACCUCUAGCGGCCCCAGCUACUACGGUACCUCAGCCACGCAACCUCAGGCUACUCAUGCUCUAUACCAGUCGAGCCCCGGAAGCAUCAUUGGUAGUACACAGAGGCUUGAAUCGCUCGACCCCAACGAUCCUUACUCCGAGCUGAAACGACCACGUGCAUGCGAAUCAUGUCGGCAGUUGAAAGUACGGUGCGAACCUGACAUGAGCAAUCCGAACGCAUCCUGUAAACGGUGUGCCAAGGCUGGAAGAUCCUGUGUCGUUACGGUCCCAACGCGUCGACGCCAAAAGAAGACAGAUAGUCGCGUCGCGGAAUUGGAGCGGAAGAUUGACGCGCUGACAGCAAGCCUACAGGCCUCUCAGGGCAGUGGACCAACGCUACAGGCAGCAUAUCCAGGCCCGCCCCGUGAGGAGCAUACUGGAAGACGAUGGUUGGGACCAACUCAUAGCACAUCGACUGGUUCUGCACCUGUGAGCUCCCCAACCGGUCUGGCGGGGAACAAACGGCGACAUAGUGGGGAGAUCAAAGACUCAAGGGACGGUGGUCUGGCGGCACCCUCAUUCUAUCGUGCUGCAAGCCCGGCUACAGAGCAGGUCUUAGAUAAUAUGUCUAGGCAAUGGCAUACUCGUCCAAGCCCCGGCUCAGAUACCACAGCGCCGAAACCAAGCGCAGCAAACGAACCCGCCGAUGUGAUUGACCGAGGCCUUGUGAGUGCGGCCGUUGCAUCGGAAUCUUUCGCCAGAUAUGUGGAACAUAUGGCGCCCCAUAUCCCAAUGGUGGUCUUUCCUCCCGGAACCACGAUGGGAGAUAUCCGCAAGACCAAACCGGUGCUACUCCAUGCCAUUAUCGCUACAGCCGUGGGGCCUAUCCAGCCUGGAUUACAGAUUCCACUUAUUGAAGACUUCUACAAGAUCAUUGCCGAACGUGUCGUUGUCAAAGGCGAAAAGUCACUGGAUUUAAUUCAGGGUCUUCUUGUGACCUGCAACUGGUACAUCCCGCCGGAUCACUUUGAAGAGCUAAAGUUUUACCAGUUGACUCAUAUGGCUGUCACAAUAGCUAUGGAUAUUGGGAUGUACCGUAGGCCGAUGCCAAAGAGCCGUCCAUGGACCUUGGUCAAGGACCUUAUAUUGAAAAAGUCGCCUUCGCAGGACCCUGAUUCGGCGGAGGCUAGACGGGCGUGGCUGGGUUGUUAUUUUCUAGCUGUGCAGGUUGCUGCCUCCUUGCGACGCACCCUUCUAGUACGCUGGACUCCGUAUAUGGAUGAGUGCGUAGAAAUACUAGAGAAGUCAUCCGAUGCAUUACCCUCGGACAAGGUGAUGAUACAAUGGGCCAAACUAGUACAUAUCAUCGAGGAGAUCCAUCAGCAGUUCUGCCCUGACGAUACUGGGUCUAUUGUUGCCUUCUCAGAGCCCAAGGUUCAGUACACCCUCAAAGUGUUUGAAAAACAGCUAGAGCAACUCCGGAGGGAGCGAGGACCGAGUGACUUUCCCGUAUUUACGCAAGCUGAAUAUAUCGUCAACCUCUAUCUUCACGAGGGUGCCAUGCACGUGGAUUACAGCGAGGAUCAGAAGUUGCCAGGCGAUGACCAUUCCAGCCCGACAAGCGCCGCCCAUAUGAAUGCAUUGAGCACCUGUCUUACUUCAAUUCACCAAGCUAUAGAUACCAUCUGCUCCGUUGACAUCAGGGAUCUCAUCUCUCUGCCCGUCUUCGCCCUGGCUCGGACCUCUUUUACGGUUGUUGCACUGAUCAAACUUCACUCUAUUGUCUCUUCACCGGAAACUCGUAUUGGCCAGGUAAUCGAUGUCGCUAGUCUAAAGACUGAAUACUACCUCGAUCGCGUGAUCGAGCACUACACCCGGGCCGGCGAGCAGGCUGGGGGCCGGACCCCAGCCAAGUUCUCGGUGGUAUUGAGCAUGCUUCGCGGGUGGUUUCUGAAACGCAAGGACCAUGGAUUAUCUCUAAGAGACGCUUUCAGUGGCGGGCUGCGCCCAAUGAAUUGUGGCAAUGACAAGGCUGCCUGUCAAUCAGCCGCAGAGAAAUACCAAAGGAAGAACACGGGCACGACUCCUCUUCACCUAUUGAGCGAAGUUGCCAUGGGCGAACCACAGAACCGUCCUAGCUCAGGCCAGGGCCCAUGCCCUCCAUCAACCGCCGACUACACUCCCCCGGCCUCAGGGCCGGCUAGCCAAACUCCCUCUUCAGACCUUGUAUCACAGCCGCAACCUUCUCUCGGCCCAAGUCCUGCCCCGGCCACAGGUGGCACGACGGAUUCAGACCCCUGGGCCCAGUUCCCGGCUACCACUCGGCAAUACUAUCCCCCCUUGACGUCAACCUACCAGGAUAUCCCAGCAUCGGGAUACCCAGAUCCCUCGGUAAACAGCAACAUGGUGAUGCCGUGGCCGGUGCAGGGUUUCUUCGUGCCGGAGUUAGGAAUGCAGGUGGGGUUUGAGCCGGAGAACCUGUAUGCGCUGGAGAAUAUGUUGGGAGACGGGUUCUUCAACUUGCCUCUGCCGACUGAGGGGACCGGGUAUUAUUAA